Molecule: messenger RNA, 938 nt
Organism: Clarias gariepinus (North African catfish)
Lineage: Eukaryota; Metazoa; Chordata; Actinopteri; Siluriformes; Clariidae
Product: BOLA class I histocompatibility antigen, alpha chain BL3-6-like
Exons: 4
Coding region: 33-938 (301 amino acids)
Biological process (GO): immune response
Cellular component (GO): external side of plasma membrane
Source: RefSeq, a predicted model, not a curated record
UUUAAUACUAUUGCCUCUGUAAAGACUGAGAGAUGUGUCGCUGCAGUGCAGUUAUGAAAACUCUGAUUUUUCUCACAUUUUCUUUUCAUCUUUCACCAGCAGAUACACACAGUUACCAGUACUUAUUCACUGGAGUCACACCAGGACUAAACUUCCCAGAAUUCACUGCUGUUGGGAUGUUGGAUGGAGAGCAGAUUAACUACUAUGACAGUAACAUCAGGAAAUUCAUCAACAAAACAGACUGGAUAAAGAACGCUCAUGCUGAUGAUCCGGAUGUUUGGGACAAAUACAGCCGGAAGCUGCAGAUUGAACAGGAAGAGUUCAAGCAUGAAGUAAAGACAUUAAUGCAACUCUUCAAUCACACUGAAGUUCACACAUGGCAGUGGAUGGUUGGCUGUAACCUUACUAAUAAUGGCUCCUUUUACCAGUUUGGUUAUGAUGGAGAAGAUUUCAUCAGUUGGGAUGUGAAAGCUGAAACCUGGACUGCAGCUAAACCUCAAGCUGUGAUCACCAAACUCAUUUGGGAAUCUGAUAAUUUUUAUAAGAAGCAGGUUAAUAACUACCUGAAGAUUGAGUGUAUUGACUGGUUAAAAAUGUACGUGACUUAUGGCAAUGCGACUCUGGAGAGAAGAGUUCGGCCGGAGGUGUCAGUGUUCCAAAAACACUCAUCUUCUCCAGAGGUGGUGUGUCACGCUACAGGUUUCUUCCCCAAAGCAGUGAUGAUCAGCUGGCAGAAGGACGGGAAGGACGUGCAUGAGGACGUGGAGCUCAGAGAGACGUUACCCAACCAGGAUGGAAGCUUCCAGAAGAGAAGCAUUCUGAAAGUCCCAGCUGAGGAGCUGCAGAAACACACCUACACCUGCGUGGUUCAGCACAGCAGCUUGGAGAAGGAGUUAGUGCGAGAAGUACCAAAAGGUCCUAAUAAACUCGAGCUGUAG